This is a messenger RNA of Oikopleura dioica, 1635 nucleotides long. The record is from the annotation of a GenBank genome assembly. Lineage: Eukaryota; Metazoa; Chordata; Appendicularia; Copelata; Oikopleuridae.
AUGCCUCUCACACGCAGCGGUCUUCGGCUGGCGAAGGACAACAAUGAUGUUGAAUUCGUGGCCGAGUAUGAAAGUUAUGCUUUCGUCGAUUUAACGAAGCUUGAGAGAAGAAAGGUCUCGAAAAAAGCUCCUCUCAUCAAACAAGAGUUCAUCGCGCCUGCCGAAAAUGCCACUUACAAUCAAGCCCGAAUUGAGACAGAUGUCAAGAAGUCUCAUUCCGCCGUCGACGUUUCCAAUUCUGAGCCCACAAAUUACGAAGCUUCAAAUGACCAAGUUUUUCGCGUCGAUGAAAUAGUUGAAGGAGAUCGCGACAAUGUUCCGAUGGAGAUCGACGUCGUGGACUCCGAAGCUGGUUUGAGCGUGUCUACGCCUAACAACGGUCACUAUAAUUAUGACAUGGCAUUUCAAGUGACUGAAAUCAUCGAAGAGAGCAGCGAGGAUGACCCAAUGUCCGAAGGAGAAGACAACGAGGACACUCCUCCAGCGAUCUUCCUUCAACGGAGAGGAUCGAAGGACUCUGGUUUUGAAUCGCCACCGGCUACCUGCGAUAGGGAAGAACCUAACUCAGAUGUCAUGGACGAGGAUGAUCUUUUCCUCGCUCCUAAAGAUCUGAAGGAUGGUCAGACUCUCGCUUCUCCGGAGGUUCCAGAGGAGCAGGGCCAGGUCGAACAGAUAUUGACACCAGAAGAUCAAAUCGAUAACGUUAAAACUGAGCCUGCAGAUGAUGAAGAAGAGUACCUCAGACAAUUAAAUGCCGUGAAGAAGCUUGAAAGUGAGGUGAUGUGUCGACUAGUCGAAAAUAUAAACGAUCACUUCGCUCUUCUGGAAAAUAAAAAGCCAGAACAAGCAGAUAAUACUCCAACUCCGCGAGCAUUGCCUGACCUUGAACAAAUGGAAUCGGCGGGGGAGCAGCAAAUUGACAAAAAGAAGCCUGGUAAAAAAGCGUUCAGACGAGGGUACACCCAAUUCCCCGAAAAACUACGAAUGCUCGCGAGAGACAUCAACGUUCCUUCCGUGACCUUUACUGAAGAAGGACUCGGCUUCAUCUUCAGUCCAGAUCGAUUCGAGCAGGAAUGGUUACAGGUGAAAUCAAAGGAAGAGAAGCACCCAAUUAAUACAAUCAAAUGGGCGAGUUUUCAACGAAACCUCAACAACUACGGCUUCAAGCAAUUUAACUUGAAAAACAAAAAGGCGAAGGACAUCAAACAAAAGAUAUUUUUUGUCCCAAAAGAUGUCGAUGAACAUCUUGGCACAAAUCACAAAUACAAGAUCGCCAAGUUUCCAAAGUCUUCUCAGCAUGCCCAAAAGCAGGAGCCGAAGCAAGAAAUUCAGUCCACCAAUUCGCCAAUACCAGUGCAAGUCGGUGACAGCAAGACCGAUAUCUUUUAUCAGCCGCCCUACUGUCCAGGGUACUCCCAACCGACACCGAUGCCAGGAUAUAUGCAACUUCAGUAUCCCUACUUUGGAAAUUCGAUGCAUUCAUAUCCAAGUGUGUCCACCUACCAGCCAAUUCACCCCCCUUAUGGAUACUCUCAUUCACCUGGUCUUUACAUGGGUCAGCAGCCGAUGAUCCAAGCUUCUCCUGCUACUAGUAUGGACGGUGAAUGCAAGACUUUCGUGGAGAAUUCCUUCUAG